GUUUUUUCACGCAAAGGUUUCCCUGUUUCUUUGGGAAGAGGGGAACAAAGCGAGUACAUCUGGUCAGUUUUGAAAUGGCAUUUCAUUUCUGAGUUAAGGAAAUAAUUACUAAUUUAAUUUACUUGAUGUGAUUAGAUUUUCUAAGGUACAACUCCAGAGUAAGCUGUUUGGUUUUCUCAUCCCGUUGGAAGUUUAUGCUUUACCCUCUGUGAGGAUGAGAAAAUAAGAGCUUUUUUCCCUCGUGUGGAAGCAUUUUAUACACCAGCCCUCUCUGCGUUGGGGGUUGCAGCCUGUGUGAUGUGUCCAGUCUCUAAAGGAAGGAGUUUGUGAAAAUAGAAUGGAAGAAAAUAACAUUUUCUGGGGUGUUAGGGGGAUGGGACACGGACACAGCUGUGUGUGUUCUGCAUGAUGUAUCGUUGGGGGGUGUUAGUUGUCGGUGUGGCAGCGCUUGCAACCCUGCACAGUGGCAUGAAGCGUGGCAAUUGUUGCUUUUUUUUUUUUUUUUCUUGAAAUCUCGGUUUUUCCCUUCGAAGUGUGUCGCCGUGCCCAAAAGGGUUAGCAGGAGCCCUAAACCUGGGAGCCCCACAACGGCCGAGAACCACGUUUCCAUGGUAAAAUCCCCUUGUCAUGCACGGUAGCUCUGGAAUCAAUUUUCUUGGGAAGUUCUUUAAAAAGGAGAACUUAGAGAGCUUCACUUUAAAAAGUCCUAUUUUCCCCUUGGGCUGGUCUCCAGCUCCCAGCCCAGCCUCUUGGCACUCAGCGGGGUGACCAGUGGCCCUUUGGCAACACCGAGCCCGUGGCUCUCUGGGGACACAGAGCGAGGGGUCGGUGGUGGGGACGGUGGCCCUGCUGUCCCCAGCUGUGUUACCUGCCCCUGGACGUGGCCCUUGUCACCUGGAUGUCCCCAGUGGCCCUUGUCACCUGGAUGUCCCCACUGGCCACUGCCGGGGUAUUUCCUUUGUCAUGAAAUGGUGGUUAAGCUUAAAACAAAGGCAUUGCUUUCCGCAUUGAAUGUUCUCCUCUUACCUGAAAACAGAGCUCCAUUUGACCCCAAAAUAUUGGUUUGUUUCCUUUUUAAACCGCCUGCUUAACUGUCCCUUGGUGCCUCUCUUAAAUGGGACCGUCACCAGGAGCUCGACAGCUCCCAGCACCCAAACCUCUGCUCGACACCCAAUAACAACAGCUCAAAGCCUGCCCACUCCCUGGUUCCACAGGGCAAAGCCUGGUGAUGGGGUGGAGGGGUGAGGAAGAAGCCUCCUAUUACUAUUAUUUUAUCAUUUUGAUUAUUUUUUUUUUUUUUUAACCCAUCCUACCUGCCUACUACAAACGGCCUAUUUUCUGCCCCUGAUGGUUUCUGCCUAACAAAUGGUGUUUCUUUUUUACAGCGUUAUGAUCCUGGACUUGUUGUGGUGAUGGUAAACUUAGCAGUGGGAGGACAGAUCCCAUCCCUAUCGUCGUCAAGUACGAUGUCAUGGGCAUGGGGCGCAUGGAAAUGGAGCUGGACUACGCCGAAGAUGCCACUGAGCGGAGGCGUGUACUGGAGGUGGAGAAAGAAGACACCGAGGAGCUGAGGCAGAAAUACAAGGACUAUGUUGAUAAAGAGAAGGCCAUUGCCAAGGCUUUGGAGGACCUCCGAGCAAACUUCUACUGUGAACUCUGUGACAAGCAGUAUCAAAAGCAUCAAGAGUUUGAUAACCACAUCAACUCCUACGAUCACGCUCACAAGCAGAGGUUGAAAGAUCUCAAGCAAAGGGAAUUUGCUCGCAAUGUCUCUUCGCGCUCACGGAAAGACGAGAGGAAGCAGGAGAAGGCCCUGCGGCGGCUGCACGAACUGGCUGAGCAGAGGAGGCAGCCGGAAUGCGCUCCUGGAAGCGGCCCCAUGUUCAGAACCACCACGGUGGCUGUGGAUGAGGAAGGUGGAGACGAUGAUGACUCUGCAGCCAACAGCAGCUCUUUCAUGCAGACCACUUCUGGCCAAGGUACGGAGAUGACUACGGACAGAGGUUUCCUCAACACCGGCCAAGUGGGUGGCACGGUUACGCCAGGCCAGAUGCCCCUCCAGGCAGCACAAGCCGUCAGCUUUGGCAUUAAGAGCACUUUGGGGACUCCUCUGCAGAAGAUCGGCGUGUCCUUCUCCUUUGCCAAGAAGACUCCGGUCAAGCUGGAGACCAUCGCUUCUGUUUUCAAGGACCACGUGGACGAAUCGAGUUCUGCGGACGGAGCAAAAGGUGAUGAGAGAGGGUCCUCAGAUGGGGGGAGCCUGCAGAAAUCUGGGGAGGGGGAAGGCACAAAUAACUCCGACGGGAAGGCGGAGGACGAUGAGCAACACGACAAAGACAGCGGGUCUCUGGCCACGACCUUGUCUAAACUGAAAAAGAUGAGGCGAGAAGACGGACCGACGGCAGUCGAACCCGAAUAUUACCACUAUAUUCCCCCAGCCCACUGUAAAGUAAAGCCUAAUUUUCAAUUCCUCCUUUUCAUGAAGUCUACCGAACAGAUGGAAGCUGAAAAUGUGAACAAAAAAAACACCCAUGAAGUAAAAAAAGGUAGUUCUCCCAAACCCAAACCCGGCAAACACCUGGAGAAAGCUGCUGAGGGCACGGGGCAGCAGAAGGAGCAGAGCACGGCUGAAACGGCGGCUCAGCAGAGCAAAACAGAGCUGAAGGAAAUCCCAGAAAACACAGGUAUUCAGGAGAGCAAACAUCUUCCAGAGAGCAGCCUCCCCGAGCCAGACACCCCUAAAGAAGUCCCUCAGCCUGUCCCAAGCUGCAAAGAUGUCACUGAAGGACCAAAGCAUCCGACAGGACCUUUUUUCCCCGUUCUGAGUAAAGAUGAGAGCACGACUCUCCAGUGGCCUUCGGAGCUCCUCAUAUUUACCAAAGCAGAACCCUCCGUUUCCUACAGUUGUAACCCCCUGUAUUUUGAUUUCAAACUCUCCCGCAACAAAGAUGCUAAAGGGAAAGGGGCAGAGAAAUCCAAGGAUUCGGGGGGGCUUUGUAAAGAGACCCUUCCGAGCGCGGAGUCUGGUGAGAUGGGCAAAGCCAAGGAGGCGGAAAGCGCCACGAACAGCUCUGCUCUGAAGACAGAAACCAAAUCCCUGUCGGCCUGUGGCUCCCAGAACAAGCAGGAGCCCGGUUUGACAGGGGUUAGUAAGGAGGAGGGAGAGGAGGGCAGCAAAAGCCUGACGGGGAAGAGUAAAUCUGGAAGGUCCCAUAAACACAAAAAGAAAAAGAAGCACAAAAAAUCCGGCAAACACAAACGUAAACACAAGGAGGAAGCUGAAGAGAAGAGUCGAAAAACUGACCCGGGGGAAGAGAAACCCAAGAAACGGAAAAGACACAGGCACAAAAAAGGCAAAUCCUCUUUCUGCACCGAGUCAGAACGGGCGCUGAAAACUGAGCUGGCUGAAGACUGUGGCCAUUUCCAGAAGAAGAAGUGGUGUUUGCAGGAGACCCAGAGGAAGUCUCUGUCUGCAGAGGAGGGGAGCAGCGGUAAAAAAGAGGAGGGUGGUAACUCCUGCCAAGAGCAUGGGGGCAAGAAACACAAGGCUGACCCCCAGCAGGUACCUGCUGCCAGGAGAAGGUGUUCGGCCCCUUCCCUGGGCAGGAGCGGGCGCAGGAGCCGGCAGAGCAGCGGGGACUACGACAGCGAGGAGGGCUCUCACGGCAAGCGGUGCCGGCAGAAAUCCCCCUCCCAGUACAGCGACGACUACGACUCCGGCAGCGACCGCUCCAGGAGCCGCUCCAGGUCGGGACGGAGACAUUCCUCCCGCAGGUCCUACUCCUCCAGCUCGGACGCUUCCUCCGACCGCAGCCGCUACAGCCGGCGCAGGAGUUACUCUGACGACAGCUACAGCGACUACAGCGACCGCUCCCGCUGCCGUUCCAAGCGCUCCCACGACUCGGAGGACGACUCCGACUACAACAGCUCCAAUCACAGAUCCAAACGGCGCAAGUAUUCCUCUUCCGAGGACGACUACAGCUCGAGCAGGAGCAGGUCGAGGAGUCGAAGCAGGAGCCGAACCCACCCUCGGAGCAGGUCGAGGACGAGGAGCCGGGGCAGGACACGCAGCAGCAGCUGCAGCCGCAGCCGCAGCAAGAGGAGAAGCCGGAGCGUAACGGGUCGCAGCUGGAAACGGAGCCGCAGCUACAGCAGGGACCGCAGCCGCAGCACCAGGAGCCACUCCCAGAGGUCUCUCUCCCGAAAGGGCUCUCGAGGCCACGAGAGCCCCGAAGAGAGGAGAUCAGGGAGAAGAGACUUCAUCAGGUCCAAAAUCUACCGCUCGCAAUCUCCUCACUAUUUCCGGACGGGCCGAGGUGAAGGAUCGUCGCUGAAGAAGGAGGACGGCAAAGGAGAGGAUGGGAAAGGAUCUGGCUCCCUCUCCCAAAACAGCAGCAGCUCCGGCACGGGGAGGGCGUCGGAAGGUGACUGCAGCCCCGAGGAGAGAAACUCCGUCACUGCCAAACUCCUCCUGGAAAAGAUUCAGUCCCGGAAGGUUGAGAAGAAGCCUUGUGUUGCGGAGGAGAUGCUGGCAGGAGCAAACAAGGUGGGCAUCAAGCUCAAAGAUCCUCCCCAGGGCUACUUCGGCCCCAAACUUCCUCCUUCCUUAGGCAACAAACCCGUUCUCCCUUUAAUUGGGAAACUGCCAACCGUUCGAAAACCCAACUCCAAGAGAUACGAAGAUUCCGGUUUGGAGAGGGGUGAGGACCAAGAGCUGUCGGAUUCCGAGGAGGUGUCCCAGGGCAUCGAGGAGGGUUCGUUGGGCGGCCAGUCUCUGCUGGAGGAAGUGGUCAUGGUCAUUCAGGACAAACCUCUGGAGGAGCAGAAACGCGAUGACCCUGGGGUGGAAAUGCCUUCCAUCCCUCUGGAAGCACCGGCGCUCCCCGAGUGCUUCGGUUCUGGAGAUCUGGUCAUGCCACACAACUUCCUCUCGGAUCCCAGCGACGGUGACGGGCUGGAACCUAUGGACGGGGGCAACCAGCCGGUCCCAGUGGAAACCAGUAUGAUGCCUUUAGUUCCGGACGUCGAGCACUUUUCUGGGUACGUGCCUCAGGGCGGGGAGCCGAGCAUCGAAGGGGAUCGAGAUGGAGGAGAAGACUCCUCUCUAGCGCCGCUCGAGAGCCAACCCAUCACUUUUACACCCGAAGAAAUGGAGAAAUACAGCAAACUGCAGCAGGCUGCUCAGCAGCACAUCCAGCAGCAGCUCCUGGCAAAGCAGGUCAAGGCUUUCCCAGCCUCGGCCGCCCUGGCUCCGGCGGCUCCUGCCCUGCAGCCCAUCCACAUCCAGCAGCCGGCGGCGGCCUCGGCCACCUCCAUCACCACGGUGCAGCACGCCAUCCUGCAGCACCACGCUGCCGCCGCCGCCGCCGCCAUCGGCAUCCACCCUCACCCCCAUCCCCAACCCCUGGCUCAGGUUCACCACAUACCCCAGCCCCACUUGACCCCCAUUUCUUUAUCCCAUUUGACCCACUCCAUUAUUCCGGGUCACCCCGCUACCUUUCUAGCCAGCCAUCCCAUCCACAUCAUUCCGGCCUCUGCCAUCCAUCCCGGUCCUUUCACUUUCCAUCCCGUUCCUCACGCUCUCUACCCGACCCUCCUGGCCCCCAGACCCGCUGCCGCCGCCGCCGCCACGGCCUUACACCUCCACCCCCUGCUGCACCCCAUCUUCUCAGGGCAGGACUUGCAGCACCCCCCCAGUCACGGCACAUGAAGGACGGGGAACGGAGUCACCUCGGAGGAAGGAGAAUUAGUUGGUUUGUGGUUUUUUUUGGGGGGGAAAGGGAGGGGUCGAGAUUGAUCCAGCUCCACCAGGGGAGAAUUUCCUUUUGCUCUUUC
Calidris pugnax (ruff) is the source of this 5835-nucleotide messenger RNA. It is a transcript of the gene GPATCH8, whose product is annotated as G-patch domain containing 8. Gene Ontology annotation, cellular component: nucleus. Bases 1472 to 5710 code for a protein of 1412 amino acids. NCBI's taxonomy places the organism in Eukaryota, Metazoa, Chordata, Aves, Charadriiformes, Scolopacidae. The transcript is spliced from 6 exons. The record is from RefSeq and is a predicted model, not a curated record.